CUGGAAAGUUCCUGGAAACGCUUCUUUUGUGUUCAUGCUGAUUUAUCGGUUAUCAGACGGCUCGGUGGACUCGGUCUGCCCGCAGCACAGUGACCGGGGGACCGUGGACGGACACCGUGUUCGGGACACUCGCGGUGCUUUUUUAGCUCUCUGGGAAACGGAAAUAAAUCGGUGUUUUUGUGUUUGUUUACCGUCUUUACCGGAGCGCUGCAGCUCUGUCUGUCUGACUGACGCUUGAGAUCUGACGGCUGGAGCAAGACGCGACAUUUGUGCUUUAAACUUAAAGCACAGAGAACCGUAAAAACAUACAUGAGAGCGACUCUUCUGUGGAUUUUAGAGGGUAUAUGUUGCCCGGCAUGUGGGGCUGUUCGUGGAGAAUUAACUGGCAUCGCUGGUCCUGAGCCAACGGCUUUGGCUAGUUAGUAGCAGCUAGCUCAGACAGUCAGUAGAAACCGGUGCAGGCGCUGCUGCAGACCCCGUCCCACGCCAGAGGGUCUGCCGGUCGGAUCUGUCCAAUGACCUGCCAGUCCUCCGAGUCCACAGAAACCCUCGAGAGCGACCGCGACCGGGACCGCCGAGCCAACGCCAACGCUGUGGAAUCAGACGAGAGCACCAUCGCCGUAGCCAUGAAGGACCUGAAGAACACAGGCUGGUACUGGGGCAGCCUGACCGCCAACGAAGCCAAAGAGAUCCUGCAGGACGCCUCGGAGGGGACCUUCCUGGUGCGGGACAGCUCCCAGCGGGAUUACCUGUUCACCAUCUCGGCCAUGACGUCGGCGGGCCCCACCAACCUGCGGAUCGAGUACAAACACGGCAAGUUCAAGCUGGACUCGGUGGUCCUGGUGAAGCCCAAGCUGAAGCAGUUCACCAGCGUGGUGCACCUGGUGGAGCACUACGUGCAGCUGUCUCGCGCCAGCGACAAAGCAGCAGCGGCCGCCGCGGCAGCAGCAGCGGCCGUGGCCGUGGCGUCGAACUCUCAGCCCAACGGCACGGUGCAGCUGCUGCUCACCAGGCCGGUGUACACGGCCACGCCCGCGCUGCAGCACCUCUGUCGCAUCGCCAUCAACCGGCAGACGCGACGCGUGCAGGAGCUGCCGCUGCCCAACAGGCUGAAGGACUACCUGACAGACUACACCUACCACGUGUAGGGACUCAAUCCCAUCAUGCACUGCUCCGAUAGGAACCGGCAGCAAUAACCAGCCGGACGGACAGGUCGCAGGACGUCCGGUCGAGGUUGAAGUCCCUGAAGUUGCCGUGAACUUGUGCCGCUGAAGUACAAGGCCAAAACGCAGUGGUGGAGAUGUAGCCUGAGUACUUGUAUGACCCGUCAGUACUGCUCUGCUGUACUUUUUUUUUCUUUUAAGAUUAUUUUUGGGGCUUUUCCACCUUUUAUUGAACAGGACAGCUAGGUGAGAAAGAGGAUAGAGAGAGAGAGGGGGGGGGAGAGACAUGCAGGAAAUCAUCACAGGUCGGACUCUAACCCUGCACCUCUGCGUCGAUGCAUACACCUCUCAGUAUAUGUGCGCCUGCUCUACCCACUGAUCCAACCCGGCCACUUCGCUCUGCGGUACUUUAACCGAGUCUGGACAUGCUACAUUACAUUACAUUACAUUACAUGUCAUUUAGCGGACACUUUUAUCCAAAGCGACUUAUAAUUGCUAUAUAUCAGAGGUCACACGCCUCUGGAGUAACUAGUGCCUUGCUCAAGGACACAUUGGUUGAUGUAUCUCAGUGGGAAUCGAACCCAGGUCUCCCACACCAAAGGCAUGGGUCAUAUCCACUGCUCCAUCACUACUCGUUCAUUGAUUGGCGCCGUGCGUCGCUCGCGUAGUGUCAACGUUCAAGACAAUAAAUCUCUCGCGGGCGGCGUCUGUGACGAACGCGACCGUUUCACGCGGGUUGUGCCCGCUUAUCGCCCCCCCCCCUCUUCCUUCCUGCCCGUUCGCCGCUCAUUGAACAUGAGUUACAAUGCGCGUCAAUCGCUGCCCGUCGGAAACGACCUCACACGUGCACGGACUCAACCGUGCUGAUCUCUUUUCAAAAUGUUUUACUCGUAAAAGCCGCUUUCCGACCAAGUAGUUCCAGGAACGUAGUUAUAGGAAAAGUCCACUUCUAAACAGUUCUACUAACUACUCUCCCCCAAACAGUUUUUUCCAUUUGCAUUCAAGAUUAAACAGCAGAUACUGUACAACAGAGCGUACUAUGGUCCUGAUGGUGUAUAAAACCCAACAUGGUGUCAUGCCAUUAGUUAAACAUUGCUCAAAAUAAAUAAAUAAAA
Molecule: messenger RNA, 2278 nt
Organism: Sander lucioperca (pikeperch)
Lineage: Eukaryota; Metazoa; Chordata; Actinopteri; Perciformes; Percidae
Gene: socs2
Product: suppressor of cytokine signaling 2
Exons: 3
Coding region: 516-1148 (210 amino acids)
Biological process (GO): intracellular signal transduction; phosphatidylinositol phosphate biosynthetic process
Cellular component (GO): phosphatidylinositol 3-kinase complex
Molecular function (GO): 1-phosphatidylinositol-3-kinase regulator activity
Source: RefSeq, a predicted model, not a curated record